UGCGGCUUGAGCUCUUCGAUACACGAACCGAUUUCCUGUAUCGUGUAUCUCUUGCAGGGGACUUCCUGGCAUUUCAAAACGGCGUGGAGGGACGGGAUUGAAGACGCUUCGACGACGUGUUUUCUCCGGUCUAGUGUAGGGACAUCGACGGUGCAUCAGAACCACGGGAGGAUGCCGCUGGAGGCUCCAGCGCGUGGUUCAAUCUCGUCAGAAGAUUCUGCCGGGUCGAUACGUGUCCAGGAUCUAAGGUAACUGUCAGUGUGCUGAGAGAGAUGGUGUCGCAUGGACUUUACCGAUUCCUUGCCCAGUGCGUUUCCCACGCGUCAGAUGUUGCGGCUCGACUUGGCAACGCCUCGGGGGUCAGAUUCGAUCCAGCCUUGUGCAGAGAUGACCUACCAAAUAAAUCAUCCAGCAGCCAACUCUCUCCCAGACUCGGGUCUCAGCCCAUUUCCAUUCCUGCGGCGGAAGCCACACCGCCCCCGCUUGUCCCCGAAAUUCACAGGCGUUUGUCGGAAAAACGAAUCUUAUGCAUCAACUGAGAUCAAGUCAUGGCCAUGAGAGUAUACUGCCUCUUUUGACAUGGCUUGACCGUUCUGAUUCUGAAAUUACCGUCCGGGCGAAUCAGGU
Molecule: messenger RNA, 627 nt
Organism: Mycena citricolor
Lineage: Eukaryota; Fungi; Basidiomycota; Agaricomycetes; Agaricales; Mycenaceae
Source: the annotation of a GenBank genome assembly